This is a messenger RNA of Penicillium soppii, 879 nucleotides long. RefSeq names its product FAD-dependent oxidoreductase. The transcript is spliced from 2 exons. Gene Ontology annotation, molecular function: FAD binding. The record is from RefSeq and is a predicted model, not a curated record. Lineage: Eukaryota; Fungi; Ascomycota; Eurotiomycetes; Eurotiales; Aspergillaceae. The coding region runs from base 1 to 879 and encodes 292 amino acids.
AUGGGCUCACCCAUUUUAGAUUUUGAGUGCAGCUAUCGCGCUAUUUUCGGGACAUCCGAGGGAGUCGAUAGCCUCGAGGAGAACGAGUCGUUCAAGGGUUACAGGACCGGUCGCAGCUAUCUAUGCAGCCCGGCCGUAGGUAAAUCACUCUACUGGAUUGCGCUAUUCAAGAAUGAGGAGGAGACCCGGGGAAACGCCAUCCCACGAUAUACGACCAAAGAUCGUGACCAACUUGUUGCGAAUUACGCCGAUGACAUUAUCAAGCCAGGGGUAACCCUCGGUGAUCUUUAUCAAAAGUCAACUGCGACAGCUCUUGUGCCUCUCGAACAAGGUGUGCUCUCAACAUGCUUCUACAAGCGAAUUGUCCUUGUUGGAGACUCAUGGCACAAGGCCAAUCCUCUCACCGGACAGGGCGGCAAUAUGGCAAUCGCAGGGGCCGCGUAUCUCACGGAUGUACUAAAAGAUCUCGUUAAUCGCGAGAAUGUGCCCAGUCAAGCGAGCGUCGAAGAGGCCUUCCGAGACUAUCAGCAAGGUCGGGGGCCUAUUAGCCGUGGAUUGGUGGAAGGCGCCCAUGCCGCCCAACGUUUGGAGGCGCUUGAAACGACUUUUCUCAAGUUUUUCCAACUCAAACUGGCCAGAUUCCUAUCUCUCAGAAUUGUGGGAUUCAAGGCAGGACCAGUAUUCAAUGCUGGUCUACCCCUCAAAUAUCUGCCUCUUCCUGCCCGUCCUGGGACUGUUCCUAUUCGCGGGCAAGUCGACAAAAAAGUGUCAAAGCUGUUGAGCUCCGUUAUUAAGGUCUUUAUAUUUUUGCUAGUGCCCAUUUUUCUCGGAUAUCACCUCUUGGGGGUGGCAAAUAGUUCAUUUGUUAUGAUGCUUUAA